This is a messenger RNA of Engraulis encrasicolus (European anchovy), 2658 nucleotides long. RefSeq names its product solute carrier family 37 member 2 (gene slc37a2). Gene Ontology annotation, cellular component: endoplasmic reticulum membrane. The record is from RefSeq and is a predicted model, not a curated record. The transcript is spliced from 18 exons. Lineage: Eukaryota; Metazoa; Chordata; Actinopteri; Clupeiformes; Engraulidae. Bases 583 to 2088 code for a protein of 501 amino acids. Gene Ontology annotation, biological process: phosphate ion transmembrane transport; glucose-6-phosphate transport. Gene Ontology annotation, molecular function: glucose 6-phosphate:phosphate antiporter activity.
CUUUUGGUCGGGACCUGGAUUUCAACAGCAGGAAUGGCUACUUUGAAACAAUUAUGGUUACAUUCCAUAAACCAAGGAACUUUUAAUCGUCACAUGAUGAGUCAGACCAGUCUCUGAAUAUUAAUAGGAGCCGACUUUAAAUUCGGUCAACGGACCUCUGCUUGUAAACAUGGAAAGGCUUGGAAAUUCGGAUGGUGCUUGCUCAAGUAUAUGACAACAACUUGGAGAGCUCUACGGACAGCUUUUAACCUUUUUUUUUAGAUUUAGUCUUUUAACGCCAGAAUUUACGCAUCGCGCGUCUUUGGAGAGAUUGCGUGUUUAAGUGUUGCAAUCUGUUUUAGUUAUUGUAGAAAAUAUACUUCAUUUCGAUUUUCGCCCAUUGCUGCAUUGAUUUUAUCUAGAUAAGCUAUUUUCAGUCAUGGCUGAAUAGACUAGUUCUACACGUUCUAAGGACAGAUAGGUCUGGUUUUGGCUGUCUGUUUUAGGCACGUCCUUUGCAAUUAUGGGUUAUUUGCUGAUUAAGUUUUGAGGUAGGCCUUUUUUGAUAAAAGAAGACAAAGAGCCCAGAGAACUCCACUUAAGAUGAGGUCUUCGUUGGCUCCAGGCAUUAAAGUCAUUACAUCGUUCUCCAGAGACAGCUGGUACAGAGGCUUCAUUCUCUUCCUCACAUUUCUGUUCUACACGAGUUAUCAUCUGUCUCGUAAGCCCAUCAGUGUUGUCAAGAGUCAACUACACAGAAACUGUUCCACUGUAAUUCGACCUCCGGGUGUAAAUAUCACCAACAAUGACACCUGGUGUGACUGGGCGCCCUUUGAUCAGGACAACUACCAAACGCUGUUUGGUGCAGUUGACAACUCCUUCCUUGUGGCCUAUGCAAUUGGCAUGUUCUUCAGUGGCAUCUUCGGCGAGCGCUUGCCACUGCGUUACUACCUCACGGUCGGGAUGGUGCUCAGUGGGAUCUUCACCUCUCUCUUCGGCCUCGGCUACUACUUGGAGAUCCACUCAAUCUGGUACUACGCCUUCGUCCAGGCUAUGAAUGGGCUGGUGCAGACGACUGGAUGGCCAGCCGUCGUUGCCUGUGUUGGAAACUGGUUCGGAAAGGGGAAGCGCGGGUUCAUCAUGGGAGUCUGGAACUCCCACACCUCGGUGGGCAACAUCCUGGGAUCUCUCAUCGCCGGCGUGUUUGUGUCGUCCGCCUGGGGCCUCUCCUUCAUUGUACCCGGCAUCAUCAUCUUCUCCACCGGAGUCCUCUGCUUCUUCUUCCUAGUCGAGCACCCUGACGAUGUCAACUGCACACCACCACAGCAUCAUCAGCAGGAAAGUCCGGAGCAGGAGCCCCUACUGAGGAACUCGUCCAAUGAGGAGAUCUUCAGCAGUCCUCCCCCGGCCUCGGCCAACAGCGUGGUGGUGGAACACAGCGAGGAGGAGGCCGAAGCCAUCAGCUUCUGUGGAGCCCUCAGAAUACCUGGUGUUGUUGAGUUCUCUCUGUGUCUGCUGUUUGCCAAGUUGGUCAGCUAUACUUUUCUCUACUGGCUCCCACUGUAUAUUGCUAAUGUUGCUGACUUUGACCCUAAGUCGGCAGGAGACAUGUCAACGUUAUUUGACGUUGGAGGAAUUCUGGGAGGGAUCGUGGCUGGACUGGUGUCUGACUACACAGGGGGCAGGGCUUCAACCUGUUGUGUCAUGCUGAUCUUCGCUGCCCCAAUGCUGUUUCUGUACAAUCAUGUUGGUGCGAACGGCGUGCCAACCACAAUCGGUAUGCUGCUGGUGUGCGGAGCCCUGGUCAAUGGACCGUACGCCCUCAUCACCACCGCCGUGUCAGCUGACCUGGGUACCCACGAGUGUCUGAGAGGUAACUCCAGAGCUUUGUCAACGGUGACCGCCAUCAUCGAUGGAACUGGAUCAAUAGGUGCUGCCCUUGGCCCUCUGCUAGCUGGCGUCAUCUCCCCCACGGGCUGGAACAACGUCUUCUACAUGCUCAUCUCUGCUGACGUGCUGGCCUGUCUGUUCCUCUCCCGGGUGGUCUAUAAGGAGAUAAGAGGCUGGUGUGGAUAUCACACAAGGAUGAGAGGGUUUAAAGAGAUCUGAGGAAGCAGGUUGAAGCACUAAAAGAUCUCCGGUCCCGUCCGUCUGUCUGGGACCGUAUAUCAUCACGCAGCAUAUCAGAAGAAGGGACCAAAUUUCCGAAGUGACACCAGCCAAGCUGUUUGUGAAUACCAAAUACCUCGUGUGCCUCUUUUGCCUUUCUCAGUCGCGCUCAUCGGCCCCCCUCCUGAGCUCUUGAGCAGAGCUGUGUAGAUUGACACUGACAGAGUAGCCAGGGUAUUAUGUAACGGUGGUACUUUCGUAUCCGUAACGCUGCGGGCCCUUGUUAGCAACAUGUUACAGACACUUUUCAUACUUCAGACUGGUUUUGGAAUGAUUAAGGUGGUAGGCUUUUACUGUAUGUUUACUGUAUAUUGCGUAUAAACACGAGAGUUUUAACGCCCUCCGUGUCUUAAGGUAAUCCUUUGAAGAGAGGAUAUGAGCUUUUUUUUAUUAAUAUUUUUAUUAAUGAGUGUUUUUACAAAACUAAUUUAUCUCUUCAUGUGCCUCCCUUUUUCUGCUUGAUUCAAAUCCAGUUGUACUUUUGUGAUUAAAAUUUUGCCUUUUGUGCAA